This is a messenger RNA of Ochotona princeps (American pika), 2033 nucleotides long. RefSeq names its product KASH domain containing 5 (gene KASH5). Gene Ontology annotation, molecular function: dynein complex binding. Gene Ontology annotation, cellular component: meiotic nuclear membrane microtubule tethering complex; chromosome, telomeric region; nuclear outer membrane. The record is from RefSeq and is a predicted model, not a curated record. Gene Ontology annotation, biological process: spindle localization; spindle assembly; chromosome localization to nuclear envelope involved in homologous chromosome segregation. Bases 227 to 1918 code for a protein of 563 amino acids. NCBI's taxonomy places the organism in Eukaryota, Metazoa, Chordata, Mammalia, Lagomorpha, Ochotonidae. The transcript is spliced from 20 exons.
GCGGGAAGGCCCACGUGCCCGCUGGCUUCCCGGGCCGGAGAUCUCCGACCCCACGCGUGUCCCCUUCCCACCCGGCACGCAGCUGCCCUUCCCAUCUUCUCCACCGGUGACCGUCAGCGGUGUCCUGAGACUGGAAAAGGACCCCAGGAGCUCACAGGGCUGCCCUGCCAGAGUGGGAGUGAGCCUGCUGGCUCUGCCGGCAGCCAAGGCCUGGCCGGGGUGGCCCAUGGACCUGCCAGACGAACCAGUUGGUGGCCCCACUGCACAAAGGUGCCUGUGGGAGCAGCCUGAGGAGGUGAACCUGGGGCCGCUGCUCAGCUUAGAGGAGCAAGUACUCAACUCCACAUUUGAAGCAUGCGACCCCCAGAGGACAGGCACUGUGGCUGUGAGCCAUGUGCUGGCCUACCUGGAGGCUGUGACAGGCCAGGGUCCCCAGGACGAGCGCCUGCAAACAUUAGCCCGAAGCCUGGACCCCAGUGGGCAGGGCUCGGAAGCCACUGUGGACCUGAAUACCUUCCUGGUCGUCAUGCGGGACUGGAUCGCUGUCUGUCAGCUGCACGGGGGAUUAGAGCUGGAAGAGGAGCCCGCCUCGCGGGGAGCCCCGGCCUCCCAGCCGCUGCCAUCUGGGUACCCAGAAGCUGAGGAGUCAGCCAACCUGGAGAGCUUCGGAGGCGAAGACCCCCGAGCCGAGCUGCCCGCCACAGCCGACCUGCUGAGCAGCCUGGAAGACCUGGAACUGAGCCACCGGCGCCUGGCCGGGGAGAAUGCCCAGCUGCAGCGCAGCGUGGAGACUGCCGAGGAGGGCUCGGCGCGCCUGGGCGAGGAGAUCCUGGCACUGCGCAGGCAGCUCCGCAGUACCCAGCAGGCUUUGCAGUGUGCCAAGGCCAUGGGUGAAGAGCUUGAGGAUCUGAAGACCUUGGCCAAGAGCUUGGAGGAGCAGAACCGCCAGCUUCUGGCCCAGGCCCGGCACACGGAGAAGGAGCAGCAGCACCUGGCGGCCGAGGUAGAGACCCUGCAGGAGGAGAACGGGAAGCUGCUGGCCGAACGGGAUGGAGUGAAGAGGAGGAGUGAGGAACUGGCCACAGAAAAGGAUGCCUUGAAGCGGCAGCUCUGCGAGUGUGAACGUCUCAUCUGCCAGCGAGACGCUAUCCUCUCUGAGCGCACAAGCCACGCGGAGAGCCUGGCCAAGACCCUGGAGGAGUACCGGAUGACGACCCAGGAACUGAGGCUGGAGAUCUCACAGCUGGAGGAGCAGCUGAGUCAGACCCACCAGGGGCCAGGCCAGCUGCUCACAGUGGCCCAGGUGGGAAGAACGGACUGGACUGUGUCAGCGCCUCCGUCGCUGGGCCUGGAGAUCGAGGCUAUUCAGCAGAAACAGGAAGCAACUGCUGACCUCUCAAGCCCACUGUGUGGAGUGUGGCAGUGGGCGGAGGUGAUGAAUGAGGUGGAGGAGGACACGGAGUUUCCACCUGAAGCCCUGACUGGGGACCUGAGAGACAGCCCUGAGCAGCUGGCAUGCUCUGGAGAAGACAGGCUGGAGCCAUCCAUGCGGUUGCCCAGAAGAGAAGAGGAAGAGGAGGCGGUGGAGGGCCAGGUCACGACUGAAGCUGCCAUCCCUCAGGGAGACCCUCAGCCGGGAUGUGUCCCAGGAAGCCCUCCCAAGAGCGCCACUGGGCUGGGACUGCAGCAGGCCCUGGUGCCUGUGACCAAAGAGCCAGGACCCGACAGGAGGCGGCCCUGGGGCCAGGUCAGCCUGCGCCCUCAACAGCUCAGGAUUCCUCUGUCCCCGCUGCUCCCAGUCCCGGUCCUGGGGCUGCUGUUGCUGCUGCUGCUCUCUGUGGCGCUGCUGCUGGGCCAGGCACCGCCCCCAACAUGGCCCCACCUCCAGCUCUGCUACCUCCAGCCCCCACCGGUGUGAGGACCCCUCCUCCUGGUCCAGGAAACCCUGGGCCUCUUCUGUUACUGACUGCUGCUCCCCUGGUCAUGUGUUGUUAGUUGGGCUCAACCCAAAUACAGCCCCUAUGUUGAGUUUG